UGUCAAAGACUCGGUGCCCGAAUCAUGAGAUUUCUGACCUCCAGCGAAGUUUCACCAUUUCAGUAACGGUAAGCAUUCAAAUCAGUGCAGAGACUUCAACUCGGACUGGACUCGGCAGUGGGACUGGGGCGAAAAAAAGGUAUAAAAGAUGAAUGGAUCCCUGUCCUCUGUUUCCCCACAGAGCUGGUCUCUUCACAAAUCGCACACACUCAAUCAACGACAAAGCCGCCGGUCGCUUUAUUCCAACACUCUUCAUUUUUUCAAUCGAAAUCAACUAAACAGACUUUUCACCCAACUUAAUAAACCAUGGUUCACUCUCGUUCCGUUCUCAAAGCUGUCAUCGCAGUCGGAGCUGCGUCUUCUGCCCUUGCUGUUCCUUUGCCUUCUGCUUCUGCUACUCCCGGAGGUGCUCCGGCUGCCUCUGCUACCGGGCUCCCGCAGGCUACCGCUGUUGGCUCAGAUGCUGUGCCUCCAGUAACCGGCAUUCCUCCGACCCCCCAAACCGCUGCGGGGUCUUCUCUCCCUCCGGCUCCAGCUCUCGGAGGACCUAGUCCUCAGGCAAAGGCCCUCAAUGCGCGUGAAUUUAAUAUCAUCUUUGAAGAGGAUGAGAAACCUCACAAGGUUAGUCCAAUUUACGUUCCUAUAGCUUUUUCUCCUAUUUUUCUAAACAACACCUCAUCCGUCUCACAGCAUCACCACCACGGUGAGCAUUUCGGUGAAGAACAUCACUACCACCACCACCAUCAUCAUCAUCAUCAUCACGGUGAAGAGGAGGUCGAAAUUGAGGUGAAGGAGCACCGUGGUCACCGUCACCAUCACCACCACCACCACCCCCACGGUAAGGAGGAAUUCGAAGUGGAAGUGAAGGAAGGUGGUCGUCGUCACCACCACCACCAUGGCGAGGAGGGAUUCGAAGUGGAGAUCAAGGAAGGCGGUCGCCGUCACCACCACGGCUCUCGUCACCGACAUGGUGAAGAGGAGAUCGAAGUGGAGAUCAAAGAAGGCGGUCGUCGUCAUCCCCACCACGGCUCUCCUCACCGCCAUGGUGAACAGGAGAUCGAGGUGGAGAUUAAGGAGGGUGGCCAUCGCCACCACCACCACCACCACCACGGUGAGGAGGAAUUUGAAGUGGAGAUUGAGAAAGGCCGUCACCGCCACCACACCCACCAUCACCACCACGGUGAGGAGGAGUUCGAGGUGGAGAUUAAAGAGGCCGCUCACAAGCACAGGCACUCCCACCACAAACACCACAGCAAGGAGGACGAGUUUGAAUUGAAAGUUGAGCAGCGUCCUGGCCACCGUCAUGGUGAGGAAGAAAUUCAGAUUGAAAUUGAAGAGCUUCCCCAUCGCCACCACCACCACCACGGUGUAAGUUGUCUUAACCACAUCUUUGAGCCAUAAGCAAUUGGCUAAUCAUUCCUGUGUCACAAGCACCGCAAGGAGGAGAACAAGGUCGAGAUCGUUGCUGUUCCGGUCCACAUUCCUGGCCCCGAACAUAAGGAACACAAGGUUUGUUGUGCUCGUCAGGAUCACUACUAACAAUACUAACGCAAUCAAUUUCUC
Messenger RNA from Lentinula edodes (shiitake mushroom), 1563 nucleotides. RefSeq lists its product as uncharacterized. The record is from RefSeq and is a predicted model, not a curated record. NCBI's taxonomy places the organism in Eukaryota, Fungi, Basidiomycota, Agaricomycetes, Agaricales, Omphalotaceae. The transcript has a single exon. Bases 307 to 1401 code for a protein of 364 amino acids.